AUGGCCCCUACCACCAAGCAAGGCAAUGCCUCCCGGGCUAACGCUGCCGCCAAGGCAGUCGUUAAGGGCUCUUCCCUCCACAAGGCUCGCAAGGUCCGCACCUCGACCACCUUCCACCGCCCCAAGACCCUGCAGCUCUCUCGGUCUCCCAAGUACCCCCGUGUCUCGGUCCCCCGUGACCCCCGCAUGGAUGCUCACAACAUCAUCCUGUACCCCCUGAACACCGAGAGCGCCAUGAAGAAGAUCGAGGAGAACAACACCCUCGUCUUCAUCGUUGACGUCAAGGCCAACAAGCGCCAGAUCAAGCAGGCUCUUAAGAAGCUGUACGACGUUGACACCGUCAAGGUCAACACCCUUGUCCGCCCCGACGGCUCCAAGAAGGCCUACGCCCGUCUCACGGCUGAUGUUGACGCUCUGGACAUUGCCGCCACCAAGCUGGCUAUUGUCUAA
Messenger RNA from Penicillium diatomitis, 450 nucleotides. Its product is annotated as 60S ribosomal protein uL23. The transcript is spliced from 4 exons. Lineage: Eukaryota; Fungi; Ascomycota; Eurotiomycetes; Eurotiales; Aspergillaceae. Gene Ontology annotation, biological process: ribosomal large subunit assembly; translation. The coding region runs from base 1 to 450 and encodes 149 amino acids. Gene Ontology annotation, cellular component: cytosolic large ribosomal subunit; ribosome. The record is from RefSeq and is a predicted model, not a curated record. Gene Ontology annotation, molecular function: structural constituent of ribosome.